Molecule: messenger RNA, 2756 nt
Organism: Sinocyclocheilus grahami
Lineage: Eukaryota; Metazoa; Chordata; Actinopteri; Cypriniformes; Cyprinidae
Gene: exoc8
Product: exocyst complex component 8
Exons: 1
Coding region: 120-2174 (684 amino acids)
Biological process (GO): intracellular protein localization; Golgi to plasma membrane transport; exocytosis
Cellular component (GO): exocyst
Source: RefSeq, a predicted model, not a curated record
UCGAGCGCUUCCGGUUGAGGAAGCGAUCAGCUCUGAAGCUCAACAGCAGCGACAGCCUGAUUUUCACACACUUAUCCUCAUAUAUUCAUACUUUUUCUUUCGCCGUAACAUCCAAAAACAUGGCAGACACUGGAAACCGUUUGCGCAAGUUGCUGGAAUCCCCUAAUUUCGACCCUCAGUCCUACGUGAAGCAGCUCUCGCAGCAGUCGGACGGGGACCGCGAGCUACAAGAACACCGCCAGAAAAUACAAACACUCGCCGACGAAACCGCGCAGAACCUGAAGAAAAAUGUUUAUAAAAACUACAGGCAGUUUAUUGAGACAGCCAAGGAGAUUUCUUACUUGGAAAGUGAGAUGUAUCAGCUGAGUCACUUUCUCACCGAGCAGAAGAGCAUAAUGGAGAGCAUUACACAGUCUCUCCUGUCCACAGAUAAAGACGAAGCAGCCAAAGAGAUGCUGGCAGCCUUCCCAAAGGAAACCGAAGAGGUUAAACAAAGAACCCUGACCACACUUUUGGAAAAAGUGGAGGGCUGCAAGAACAUCAUGGAAACCCCCGGCAGAUAUCUGGUCUAUAAUGGGGAUCUUUUGGAGUAUGACGCAGACAACAUGUCACAGAUCCAAAAGGUUCACGCGUUUCUGAUGAACGAUUGCCUGCUCAUCGCAACCUGGCUGGCGAACAGACAUGGAGCCGUGAAAUACAAAUACAAUGCGCUGUAUGAUCUAGAAAGCUUUGCGGUUGUGAAUGUAAAAGACAACCCUCCGAUGAAAGACAUGUUCAAAAUCCUCAUGUUCCCCGACAGCCGCAUCUUCAAAGCCGAGAACAGCAAGAUCAAGAAAGAGUGGCUGGAGAUUCUGGAGGAAACGAAGAAAAACAAAGUGGCGAAAGACAAACACAAAAAAGAAGAGGAGGUGCCAACGUCGCCGGUCAGGCAGGACGUCUCCACAAACCCGUUUGAUGAGGACGGACCUCUGGGUUCAGAGGAACUGGUGGAUCUGAGUCCCGAAUGGAUCCAGGAGCUUCCAGAAGACCUUGACGUGUGCAUCGCUCAGAGAGACUUUGAGGGUGCUGUUGAUCUUCUGGAUAAGCUAAACGAAUAUCUGAAGGAGCAACCAGUGAGCCCACGCGUGAAGGAGCUCAGAGGGAAGGUGGAUGAGCGUGUUCGACAGCUGACGGAGGUCCUGGUGUUCGAACUCUCGCCUGAUCGCUCGCUCCGUGGAGGACCUAAAGCCACGCGGCGAGCCGUCUCUCAACUCAUUCGCCUGGGCCAGUCCACGAAGGCCUGUGAGCUGUUUUUGAAAAACAGAGCGGCGGCCGUCCAAACCGCCAUCCGGCAGCUUCGGAUCGAGGGCGCCACGCUGCUUUACAUCCAAAAGCUCUGCAACAUCUUCUUCACGAGCCUGCUUGAAACCGCCAGGGAGUUUGAGACUGAUUUCGCAGGCAACACUGGCUGCUACUCCGCCUUUGUGGUCUGGUCUCGCUCGGUGAUGAAGAUGUUCGUAGAUGCCUUCAGCAAGCAGGUGUUUGACAGCAAAGAAAGCUUGUCCACCGCUGCAGAGUGCGUGAAGUUCGCCAGUGAGCACUGCAGGCAGCUGAGCGAGAUUGGCUUGGAUCUGACCUUCAUUUUACGAUCUUUACUCGUGAAAGACAUCAGGGCGGCUCUCCAAAGCCAGAAAGACAUCAUCAUAGAAGCAACAAAGCAUCGUAACUCUGAGGAGAUGUGGCGUAGGAUGAACCUGAUGACUCCUGAAGCUCUGGCCAAGCUCAAGGACGAAAUGCGAAGCUGCGGGAUCGGCAGUUUCGACCAGUAUACGGGAGAAGACUGCUGGGUCAACCUGAGCUACACCAUUGUGGCCUUCACCAAGCAGAUGAUGGCCUUCCUGGAGGAAGGGCUGAAGCUGUACUUCCCAGAGCUGCACAUGGUGUUUCUGGAGAGCCUGCGGGAGAUCAUCCUGGUGGCGGCGCAGCAUGUGGACUACAACCUGCGCUGCGAGCAGGAGGCCGAGAAAAAGGCCUUUAUUUUGCAGAACGCAUCGUUCCUGCAUGAGACGGUGCUUCCUGUUGUGGAGAAGAGGUUUGAGGAGGGAGUCGGGAAACCUGCCAAACAGCUCCAGGAUCUGAGGAAGAGCUCUCGGUCUGUCAGGGUCAACCCCGAGAGCACCAUGUCCGUCGUCUAAGAGAGAUGUGAAUGGACGUGAAUGAAUGAGACUGCUAAUGCACUUUAAGUCUCCAAAUCUCAAUACAUUUCACUACAUUGCGCUCAUAUGACUAAUUUGUGGUGUUGUGAUGCACUCCGAAACCACUCACACUCUUUAAAGAAAUAGUUCACGGAAAAUAGAAAUUUUUUUACUCAUUCAUGUCAAACCUUUAUGUUGUUGUACAUAGAAUGCAAAAGGAGAAUUCAUUUUUUUUUUUGUCAAAAUUUUAAAAUGGGUGUCAAGCUUGGCUAAAAAGCACAAUUGAAAAAUGAGUCUUCGAAUGACCGCAUAUGGUUUUGAAACAGAAUGGGGGUGAAUAAAUGGCAGAAUUUUCAAUGUUAUGUUUGUGUCCUUUAAGUCCAACUAUGGAAGCCUGUUUCUGCCACAGAAUAAAACAAAAAAGGUAACUGCGGCUUUUUAUCUCACAAUUCUGACUUGCAAUUCUGAGUUUAUAUCUCGCAAUUCAGACUUUUCAGUCGGAGACAAGAUUCAGAGGAGAUAUAAACAGAAUUAACUGAUGUAAGAUGUAAAGUGAAAAGAUUUAAAUGUAAAAAAAGUUUU